GCGAGGAAGAUGAGCGGGAGCGCGUUCAACGCGUUCAAGUCGAAGGUGCCGGUGGAGUGGAGCCCGCGCCUCUACAUCACGCUGGUGCGGGGCCUCCCCGGGACGCGCAAGCUCCACCGCCGCACCCUCGAGGCCAUGCGCCUCCGCCGCUGCCAUCGCACCGUCGAGCACCGCACCACGCCGUCGCUCCUCGGCAUGCUCACCCAGGUCAAGCGCCUCGUCGUCGUCGAGACCCAGGAGAUGUACAACGCGCGGAAGCUCGCCGACGAGCAGCGCCGCGCGCCCAGGCCCCCGCUCGUCGUCUCGCACGCCCCGCCGCCGCCGAAGGCGGCGCAGGGUGCCGCUGAGGCGGGACAGUAG
Lolium rigidum is the source of this 360-nucleotide messenger RNA. RefSeq lists its product as uncharacterized. NCBI's taxonomy places the organism in Eukaryota, Viridiplantae, Streptophyta, Magnoliopsida, Poales, Poaceae. The record is from RefSeq and is a predicted model, not a curated record. The transcript has a single exon. Gene Ontology annotation, molecular function: structural constituent of ribosome. Gene Ontology annotation, biological process: translation. Bases 10 to 360 code for a protein of 116 amino acids. Gene Ontology annotation, cellular component: large ribosomal subunit; mitochondrion.